AUGCCUGAGGAUAAGGUCUUCUCACUACAGAAACUACAAAACUACAGGCCAGUUAGCUUAACAUUUGUCAUAGUUAUUUCCUAUCAUUUAAAGACGUUCUUAGCACUGAAUGUGGGGGAGAAAUUCAAAGCCAUCGAGCACAGUCAGUAUGGUUCUGAUAGUGAUUAUAACCCAGCAGAAGAUGAGACUCGAGGAAGGCAGCCAAACUACAAUCGCAACGUCACUACUUCGACCAGUGACCGGCCUCGGAGACGACCUGGGAGACCUCGCAAAGUUUUGCGGACAGAGGCAAUGCCUGGGAUUGAUGGAGCAGAGGUCGAAGCACUUGUCACCUCCCAGUCGAACCCAUUGGACCUCCAGAGCUCUGAAGCAGCUAGUUCAACUGCACAAGAGAAUGGGGAUGUCUCAGCAGGCAAUGAGAUAGUAGCUGAGUCAGGGAUUAGCCAAUCAGAUUCUGAGAACAAAGACCCAUCAUCAAAUACCAACGAGAUAUCUUACAAGCAUUCGAGGCGACGUGGUCGCCCACCCAAGAGGUUUGGCAGGAGGAAGUACAGAGGCUAUUUGGGGCGCAGGUACAAUUACUAUAGAUCCAGCAAGCCCUUGAUGAGGCCUCACCACUGUCGAAUCUGUGGCUCCCGUUUCUUGACGCAGGAAGACUUAAGAUUUCAUAUUGACUCGCAUGAGGGGAAUGAUCCAGAACGCUUCAAGUGCAUGCAGUGCAGCUAUCGGUGCAAGCGCUGGUCAUCUCUGAAGGAGCACAUGUUUAAUCACGUGGGAACAAAACCAUACAAAUGUGAAGAAUGUGAUUAUACAAGUGUGUACAAGAAAGAUGUUCUCAGGCAUUCCUCUAUUCACACUAAGGAAAGAAAGAAGAAAGCGGACCUGGCCUUGUGA
Molecule: messenger RNA, 894 nt
Organism: Rhincodon typus (whale shark)
Lineage: Eukaryota; Metazoa; Chordata; Chondrichthyes; Orectolobiformes; Rhincodontidae
Product: zinc finger protein 335-like
Exons: 7
Coding region: 1-894 (297 amino acids)
Biological process (GO): positive regulation of neurogenesis; regulation of gene expression; brain development
Cellular component (GO): nucleus
Molecular function (GO): RNA polymerase II cis-regulatory region sequence-specific DNA binding
Source: RefSeq, a predicted model, not a curated record